ACGAUGUCUGGGAGCCGCCAGGCCGGGUCGGGCUCCGCCGGGACCAGCCCUGGCUCCUCGGCGGCCUCCUCGGUGACUUCCGCCUCCUCGUCCUUGUCCUCUUCCCCGUCGCCCCCUUCCGCGGCGGUGGCGGCGGCGGCGGCGGCGUCCGGCGGAGCGGCCCAGGCCGCGGGUUCGGGCGGCCUCGGGGGCCCGGCGCGGCCUGUGCUGGUGGCCGCCGCAGUGUCCGGCAGCGGCGGCGGGGCGGUGUCCGCGGGCCUGUCUCGGCUCAGCUGCGCGGCCAGGCCCAGCGCCGGCGUGGGAGGGAGCAGCUCCAGCCUCGGCAGCGGCAGCAGGAAGAGACCUCUGCUCGCCCCCCUGUGCAACGGGCUCAUCAAUUCCUACGAGGACAAAAGCAACGACUUCGUGUGCCCUAUCUGCUUUGAUAUGAUUGAGGAAGCAUACAUGACGAAAUGUGGCCACAGCUUUUGCUACAAGUGUAUUCAUCAGAGUUUGGAGGAUAAUAAUAGAUGUCCCAAGUGUAACUAUGUUGUGGAUAAUAUUGACCAUCUGUAUCCUAAUUUCUUGGUGAAUGAGCUCAUUCUCAAACAGAAGCAAAGAUUUGAGGAAAAGAGGUUCAAAUUGGACCACUCAAAUGGCCACAGGUGGCAAAUAUUUCAGGAUUUGUUGGGAACUGAUCAGGAUAACCUUGAUUUGGCCAAUGUCAAACUCAUGUUGGAAUUACUAGUGCAGAAGAAGAAACAACUGGAAGCGGAAUCACAUGCAGCCCAACUACAGAUCCUUAUGGAAUUCCUCAAGGUUGCAAGAAGAAAUAAGAGAGAGCAAUUGGAACAGAUCCAGAAGGAGCUGAGUGUUUUGGAAGAGGAUAUUAAAAGAGUGGAAGAAAUGAGCGGCUUGUACUCUCCUGUCAGUGAGGAUAGCACAGUACCUCAAUUUGAAGCUCCUUCUCCAUCACACAGUAGUAUUAUUGAUUCCACAGAAUACAGCCAGCCUCCUGGUUUCAGUGGCAGUUCUCAGACAAAGAAACAGCCUUGGUAUAACAGCACAUUAGCAUCAAGAAGAAAACGACUCACUGCUCAUUUUGAAGACUUAGAGCAAUGUUACUUUUCUACAAGGAUGUCUCGUAUUUCAGAUGAUACUCGAACUGCAAGCCAGUUGGAUGAAUUUCAGGAAUGCUUGUCUAAGUUUACUCGAUACAAUUCAGUACGACCUUUGGCUACAUUGUCGUAUGCUAGUGAUCUGUAUAAUGGUUCCAGCAUAGUCUCUAGUAUUGAAUUUGACCGGGAUUGUGACUAUUUUGCAAUUGCUGGGGUUACAAAGAAAAUUAAAGUCUAUGAAUAUGGCACAGUCAUUCAGGAUGCGGUGGAUAUUCAUUACUCUGAAAAUGAAAUGACCUGCAAUUCCAAAAUCAGCUGUAUCAGUUGGAGUAGUUACCAUAAGAAUCUGUUAGCCAGCAGUGAUUAUGAAGGCACCGUCAUCCUAUGGGAUGGAUUUACAGGACAGAGGUCAAAGGUCUAUCAGGAGCAUGAGAAAAGAUGUUGGAGUGUUGACUUUAAUUUGAUGGAUCCUAAACUCUUAGCUUCUGGUUCUGAUGAUGCAAAAGUGAAACUAUGGUCUACCAACCUAGACAACUCAGUGGCAAGCAUUGAGGCGAAGGCUAAUGUGUGCUGUGUUAAAUUCAGCCCGUCUUCUCGAUACCAUUUGGCUUUCGGCUGUGCAGAUCACUGUGUCCACUACUAUGAUCUUCGUAACACUAAGCAGCCAAUCAUGGUAUUCAAAGGACACCGAAAAGCAGUAUCUUAUGCAAAGUUUGUGAGUGGUGAGGAAAUUGUUUCUGCCUCAACAGAUAGCCAGCUAAAGCUGUGGAAUGUAGGGAAACCAUACUGUCUACGUUCCUUCAAGGGUCACAUCAAUGAAAAAAACUUUGUAGGCCUUGCUUCCAAUGGUGAUUAUAUAGCUUGUGGAAGUGAGAACAACUCUCUUUAUUUGUACUAUAAAGGACUUUCUAAGACUUUGCUAACUUUUAAGUUUGAUACGGUCAAAAGUGUUCUGGAUAAAGACCGAAAAGAAGAUGAUACAAAUGAAUUUGUUAGUGCUGUGUGCUGGAGGGCCCUGCCAGAUGGGGAAUCCAAUGUGCUGAUUGCUGCUAACAGUCAGGGUACAAUUAAGGUGCUGGAGUUGGUAUGAAGGGUUUACUCAAGUUAAAUUGUGUUUGAUCCUGCUGAAAUACAUCUGCAGCUGACAAUGAGAGAAGACAGAAACUGUCCUGUAAUGUCUCUCCCCAAAGUCAUCAUGGGUUUUGGAUUUGUUUUGAGUAUUUUUUUUCCUUUUCUUUUCUCCUUCAUGACCUUUGGGACAUUGGGACUACCCAGUGAACUCUCCACCAUCAAUGUAACUCUAUGGACUUUGCUGCU
This is a messenger RNA of Mustela lutreola (European mink), 2414 nucleotides long. Its product is annotated as E3 ubiquitin-protein ligase COP1-like. Gene Ontology annotation, molecular function: protein binding; ubiquitin protein ligase activity. Bases 4 to 2187 code for a protein of 727 amino acids. NCBI's taxonomy places the organism in Eukaryota, Metazoa, Chordata, Mammalia, Carnivora, Mustelidae. Gene Ontology annotation, biological process: proteasome-mediated ubiquitin-dependent protein catabolic process. The transcript has a single exon. The record is from RefSeq and is a predicted model, not a curated record.